Messenger RNA from Diplodia corticola, 2298 nucleotides. Its product is annotated as transmembrane amino acid transporter. The record is from RefSeq and is a predicted model, not a curated record. NCBI's taxonomy places the organism in Eukaryota, Fungi, Ascomycota, Dothideomycetes, Botryosphaeriales, Botryosphaeriaceae. The coding region runs from base 1 to 2298 and encodes 765 amino acids. The transcript has 2 exons. Gene Ontology annotation, molecular function: amino acid transmembrane transporter activity. Gene Ontology annotation, biological process: amino acid transmembrane transport.
AUGCCCGACCAGGACUCGCAGCCCAGGCCGGUGCCUGUCGGUCGAGCCUCGCCCAGCGACAGAGGCCGAUCGCCAGCAGAGGGCUCCGUCUCGCGAGUGACGUCCACCAGACGCCUGGGGUCGCCUGUUCCGUCCUUCGGCGUUGCUGGCUCGCCCCGGGUUGCCCAGGUUCCCACACCGCAGCAGCUCCAGGCUGGCGACGUCCCCGAGUCGCGCACCCCUCUCGCCGGCCUCGAGCCCGGCAAGUCGUCCCUUCCCGGCCCUGGCGAGUCGGCUCUUGCGAACGCUCUGAAGGGCUCCUUCGCCGGGAGCCCUCCGCGCUUCGGCACUCCCCCAGUACGCGCCGCCUCCCCGGUCCCCGAGAGCCUCAACCUGCCGAGAACGAACUACGGCUCGUUCAAUUCGCAACAAGUCGGAAGCCCGUCGGGGCGCCUGGAGGACCACGAGAUCGUGAGGAGGCACCUGGUUGGCGGCGGCAAUGGCUCGUCUCCAAACCUCGCCGGCGGUGUCUACGGCUCGCCGAAGCGCGGGAGCAUGCGUGCCCCGGACCACGGCCGUGCCGCCGGCGACGACGAAGAGCAGGCCAACUUUGACAGCCUGCAGCUUCAGGGUGGAGACAUCACCCGUCAGAUCUACCGCUGGACCGAGCAGCAAGAGGCCGAGGCCCAGGGCAAGACGCGGAGGAGCCGCAGUUUCCAUGCCGCCCGCCCUCGCCCUGAGGACAACCCGGUCUUGAACAUCAACAGCAUCAAGCAACCUGGAGGCUUCCGCAGAAACUACAUCAGGAGAGCCGCCGGCAGUCCCUCUCCGGGUCCUUCUGAUGCUCAGAAUGGCGCUGCCGCCAAGCGCCCCAACCCCCACCUUCUCACGAGCAACUUCCUCGAGUUCCUGAGCUUGUACGGACACUUCGCUGGUGAGGAGCUCGAGGAAGACGAUGAGGUCCUCGGGCCGGACGAAUACUUUUCGUCCGACGCCUACGACGAGGGCACGGGCGGCGAGGAAGACGAGUCGGAUGGGGAGCCCGGAGAGCACAGCGCCUUGCUUACUCCUGGGAAGCGGCGCAAGAGAAGAAGGCAGAGAAACACCGGCAAGGGAACGCCCUCGGGUGCGGCCAUGCUGCUGCUGAAAUCUUUUGUCGGCACUGGUGUUCUUUUCCUUCCCAGAGCUUUCUUGAACGGAGGCAUGCUCUUCAGCAACCUCGUUCUGCUGCUCGUCUCCGGUCUCAGCUACUACUGCUUCGUUCUUCUCACAACCACUCGCCUAUACGUCCACGCGUCUUUUGGAGACAUGGGCUACCAUCUCUACGGAAAGUGGAUGCGCAAUCUGAUCAACAUCUCUCUCGUCGUCAGCCAGAUCGGUUUCUCAUCCGCCUACAUCGUUUUCGUUUCGGAGAAUCUGCAGGCAUUCGUCGAAGCAGUCUCCAAGUGCCGUACUUUCAUCGACAUCAAGUACAUGAUCCUGAUGCAGAUGAUCAUCUUCCUGCCGCUUUCGCUCUACCGGAACAUCAACCACAUCCAAAAGCUUGCCUUGGUCGCGGACGCAUUCAUCAUCCUCGGCCUCGUCUAUUUGUACUACUACGACAUUCUCACUCUUGCCUCGCAACACGGAAUCAGCGAUAUCAAGAACUUCAAUCCCAAUGACUGGACGCUUUUCAUUGGAACGGCCAUCUUCACCUUCGAGGGCAUCGGCCUCAUCAUUCCGAUCCAGAGCAGCAUGAAGGACCCGGCCAAGUUCCCUCGCGUCCUUGCAAUGGUCAUGAUCGUCAUCACCGUGAUUUUCGUCAGCAUGGGAGCGCUUUCGUACGCUGCCUUCGGGUCCAAGACCAAGACCGUCAUUAUCCUCAACAUGCCGCAGGACAACAAGUUUGUCAAUGGCGUGCAGUUCAUCUAUUCGCUUGCGAUCUUGCUUUCCACCCCACUUCAGAUUUUCCCCGCCAUUGAAAUCGCCUCACAGCAGCUCUUCAGCAAGACGGGCAAGUUCAACCCUUGGGUAAAGUGGAAGAAGAAUUUCUUCCGUUUCUUCAUGGUCAUGUGCUGCGCCCUGAUUGCCUGGGUUGGUGCCGGUGACCUGGACAAGUUUGUGUCCCUCGUGGGCAGUUUCGCCUGCAUCCCACUUGUCUACAUCUACCCGCCCCUGCUUCACUACAGGGCCGUCUCGCGCACGUUCUGGCAGCGAUUUGCCGACAUCUCCCUGAUUGUCGUCGGCAUGGUCAUGAUGCUGUACACGACGGCACUCACCAUCAACAGCUGGGUCGGCGGCGACAGCACGAAGCCUCCUGGCUACUGCGACGACAAAUAA